GAGGAGGAGGAGUAGGUUAGCAGCGGCAGCGACGGCUUCGCUGGGGCUGGUACGCGCUGGGCUGCGAGAGCCUCAUGGCGGAGGAAGAGAGCGACCAGGAGGCCGAGCGCCUCGGGGAAGAGCUCGAGGCGAUCGUGGAGUCCCCUCCGGGUUCCGUCGCGUUCGGAGCCGGGGCUGGGGGCGAUGGAGGCGGCAGCUGCGGCGCUGGAAGCAGCAGCAGCAGGAUCAGCAGCCGGGAUUACUGCCGCCGCUUCUGUCAGGUGGUUGAAGAUUAUGCUGGAAGAUGGCAGGUUCCUUUGCCACAGCUUCAGGUUCUUCAGACAGCACUUUGUUGUUUCACAACGGCCAGUGCAUCGUUCCCAACUGAAUGUGAGCACGUACAAUAUGUUUUGAGUAGCCUAGCUUUGAGUUUCUUUGAGUUGCUGCUGUUCUUCGGAAAAGAUGAAUUUUAUGAAGAGCCAUUAAAGGAUAUUCUUGGUUCAAUCCAGGAAUGCCAGAACCACCUCAGCAGAUAUGGAAAUGUGAAUCUGGAACUGGUAACUCGAAUUAUUAGAGAUGGUGGACCAUGGGAAGAUCCAGUGUUGCAAGCAGUUCUUAAAGCUAAGCCAACCUCUCAGGAUAUAGUUAACAAAUAUUUGAGCUCUGAAAAUCCACUGUUCUUUGAACUGCGUGCCAGAUACCUUAUUGCUUGUGAACGUAUACCAGAGGCAAUGGCUCUUAUCAAAUGUUGCAUAAAUCACCCAGAUAUCAAUAAAGACUUGUACUUCCAUCAAGCAUUCUUCACAUGUCUAUAUAUGUCACCAUUAGAAGAUCAACUAUUCCAGGAGCAUGUAUUGAGAACUGAUUGUAAGAAUGGAAUUGAUAUCAUCUGUAACACCGAAAAAGAAGGCAAGACUACAUUAGCCUUGCAGCUCUGUGAAUCAUUCCUAAUUCCACAGCUCCAGAAUGGGGACAUGUAUUGUAUUUGGGACUUGAUUUUCAUAUGGAGUAAACUACAACUUAAAUCUAAUCCUUCAAAGCAAGUUUUUGUAGACCAAUGCUACCAGCUUUUAAGAACAGCAACUAAUGUGAGAGUCAUUUUUCCUUUCAUGAAAAUAAUAAAAGAUGAGGUUGAAGUAGAAGGCUUACAAAUUUGUGUUGAAAUAUGUGGAUGUGCUCUGCAACUGGACCUUCAGGAUGAUCCAAAUACUAAAUGUCUAAUUUAUAAAACGAUUGCUCAUUUUUUGCCAAAUGACUUGGAGAUUCUCAGGAUUUGUGCACUCUCGGUAUUUUUUCUUGAGCGCUCCUUGGAAUCUUAUUAUACUGUUGAACGGCUCUAUAAACAUCCAGAUGAAGAGUACAAUGAAUGCACUAGUUCUGUCCAGAAUCGUGUUCGUUUUGAAUUGCUCCCAAUUUUGAAAAAGGGGUUGUUUUUUGAUCCUGAAUUUUGGAAUUUCAUUAUGAUUAAACAAAAUUGUGCAGCAUUACUGAGGGAUAAAUUAGCAGCUGGAUUUUUAAAUGAAAAUACACUGGAAAAUGCUACCAGUCAUCCUGGGAAGAUGAUGGAAACACAGGUUUUAGAUGAAGAGCUAGUCCUUCUUAUGGAUCUGAGCAAUGGCGAAUAUGAUCCUGAAGAUGUCUCUGGAGCCGAAUCCAAAGGUCAUGGUAAUACCAAGAAAAACCUUACAACUUUUAAUGCUUCUAAGGUAGACCGUAAUGUUCCAAGACAUAAAUGUGUGUUGUGUAAUAGAGAAUUUCUAGGUGGUCACAUUGUACGGCAUGCACAGGCUCACCAAAAAAAGGGCAGCUUUUCAUGUGUAAUAUGUGGUAGAAAAUUUAGGAAUAGAGGACUUAUGCUGAAGCAUUUAAAGAAUCAUGUUAAGAAAAUACAAAGACAGCACUUUGCUGUAGUUCAACAGGAAGAUCAGGAAAUUUCUAUGACAGAACAAAUACAUUGUUCUAAUGCUUCCAUUUCAUUUGAAAAUGGAAAUUCAGAUAUUAAAGAUAAUGAAAUAGAAACUCCUGUUGAAUAUAACAAUGAAAACAAGGAAGAAGAAAUUUUUGAGCAAGUGGCUGAAGUGACUAAGAAUUUUAUGUGUGAACCUCAUGAUGUCAUUAAAAAUGGCAGUCCUGAAAGUUCUCUAAACAAUGCCCCAGAACUUCUCACCACUGAAAGUUUACCCAGAUGUAUUGAUGAUGAUGAUUUCAAUCUAGAGACUCCAGUACUUCAUAAAAUAAAUGGAACUGUUUGCCCUCAAAAAGAUCUGGAUAUUGUGGAUCAACAAGAAAACUUCAAGUGCCCUGCUAAUGGAUGUGUCAGAAUAUUUAAAAAAAUAAGAUUUCUGAAUAAGCAUGCAAGAAAAGCUCACCCAACUGAUUUGAAGGUACAGCAACAUAUAAUGAAGUGGAACAAAGGAAAGUGCCGAUUUUGUCAGCGGAAAUUUGAGGAUUCUCAGCAUUUUAUAGAUCAUUUGAAGAGACAUAUAUAUCCAAAUGUGUACUUUUGUUUACAUUUUAGCUGUAAUCAGAGAUUUAAGCUGUCAACCGAGCUUGCAGAACAUACAAAAAGUCACAAUGUUUUUCAGGCUCAGUGUAAUUUUCCAGAAUGCCAUGAGCUUUUUGAAGAGCUUCCUCUACUAUAUGAACACGAAGCUCAGCAUUACUUAAACCCAACACCAGAAUCUUCUGCAGAAACAAGUAGAAAUGUUUUGGAUGCUCUUACAGAACUUCAGUGUGAGAGUCAGGAAAAAGACUUAUCUGGUAGUGAAAAAGAAACUGUUGAUCUGCCAGUUCCCACUUGGAAAUCAAGGAAAGAUUCUACAGAACCAAAGACAUAUAUACAAAGUGUUGAAAAGAAGACAAACAGUGUAGUUCAGAAUGGGAAUGACCAUUCUUCUGAUGGCACUGCUUCAGCUAUAAGCUCCAUAGACCAAAAGAUGACUGUUGUAGAGCCAAAUUCUGAAAAAAGUCGUGUUACUAGUGACCAACUAUUAGUCAAUGGACACAGCGAAUCAGAGCAGACAUCUUUGGUUUCAUCAGAUACUGCCCUGAAAAGUGAGACGAGUGGAACAAGGACAGAAAAUGGUUCCAUUUCACAGAAUGUUGAAAUAGUACCACAAGAACACAGUCCCCUAGUAGUAGUCUCUCAGUCACCUUCCAAACCAAAUCCACCAACUGAAAAUACUUCAUAUGGUUUAAUUUUAACCAAGCCAUAUGUGAGACCAUUGCCCCCCAGUUACCUUGAUGAACGGUACAUCAGUAUGCCAAAACGUAGAAAAACUCUGUCUGAUAAAGCAGAUGCCCAUUCUGAUCAAGAUAGUGUUCAUAGCACGUCGUCAGAGAGAUUUAGAUGUGGCAACUGCUUGACCAUCUACUGUAACUCAGAAGCACUUGAGGCUCACCUUGCACAAAAGAAAUGUCAGACGCUGUUUGGAUUCGACUCAGAUGAUGAAAGUGCCUGAUAAAAUAUCACUGAAGUCUGUCAAGGAGUGGUGUGAAAAAAAAGCACUACAAAAAAAUGCAUCAUCAAUUUGCUCUUUCCCAGUUGGCCUUAAUCAUAGAGUGGUCUCAGAUUACUAAAGAACAAUAUAAAGAAAAAGCACAUUUUCUAGAAUGAACUCACAGAGGAGAUGUGCCAGUUUUGACUCCAGAAGGGUUACUACAAAGAUCCCAAAGUACCAGUCAUCCAGAAGACCACACACUAUAAGAGUGUAUGAUCAAAGCACAGCAGCACAUGCAGUUUAACUUAUUAACACCUCAUAAAGAAGCAUUCAACCCAAGAAGAAAAGUAGCUGUGGCCUUAAAGAAAGGAAUAAUGUGAAUCUA
This is a messenger RNA of Dromiciops gliroides (monito del monte), 3804 nucleotides long. It is a transcript of the gene ZNF654, whose product is annotated as zinc finger protein 654. NCBI's taxonomy places the organism in Eukaryota, Metazoa, Chordata, Mammalia, Microbiotheria, Microbiotheriidae. Gene Ontology annotation, biological process: regulation of transcription by RNA polymerase II. The record is from RefSeq and is a predicted model, not a curated record. The transcript is spliced from 9 exons. Gene Ontology annotation, molecular function: DNA binding; DNA-binding transcription factor activity, RNA polymerase II-specific. Gene Ontology annotation, cellular component: nucleus. Bases 75 to 3440 code for a protein of 1121 amino acids.